AACGUGCUUGACUGGUUGGUUUGAAACCUCCAAAAUGCCUCCACAGUGUGCGCUGUUAUGUCAUCCAUAUGUUGUCAACCUCCCCGAGACACAAAACAGCAGGCAGAUUAUGAUCGGCACACUAGUAGUGCAUGAUUACCAUGCAAUCCUCCCUGUACCAAGAAUGGACUGGACGUCUCUUGGAGCAACUAGAACAAUUCAAAUUCUUUCCAAUGAUUGCCAGGAACUCAAUGUAAGGAACCAAAAUACUUCAACAUUGCCAAUGUUUCAAAUGACGGGACACUAUUGAGAAUAUCCAUCGAUUCGAUAUACCAGAGAGAAACAAAGCCAUUCAAGCAACGGGGAAUUAAUUUGAACACUUAUUGCUCUAUUGAAUCCACCAUUGGUAUAGGACACGCACAAUCCACCACAAGAAUUCCAGGACAGAGGGUGGUAGCGGAGGGACAGAGGACAGAAUGGAGGACGGCUACAACGGCGACAAUGGCCGUCUUUCUCCCUGGUGCGACAUAAACUCGGACCAGCAACAUCAGCACGAUCAACAGGCCCAUCAACAUCAGCAGUAUCAUCAAGGGCAACACCAAGAAGAACUGAUGUCACCGAAUAGAAGCAUGUUCAAUACUGACGAGUCUUCUCGUUCAAACAUUGACGCUUCCCGUCAGUCAUUAUCCGCACCACCACAACAGCAGCAAGAGGAAUCUCUGCGCCAACAAAAUUAUUAUUCGACUCACCAACCAGGACAGCAACAGCAACAGCAGCAACAACAACAGCACCAGCAGCAACAACAACAGCAGCAGCAGCAGCACCACCAACAGCAGCAACAGCAGCAGCACCAACAGCAGCAGCAGCAGCAACAGCAGCAGCAGCAGCAACAGCAGCAGCACCAACAGCAGCAACAGCAACAGAGUCAACACAUGUUUCUACAACACCAAAUAUAUUACCAACAAGUACCACAGCAACAGCAGCAACCGAUCCCUUUGCAGCAACAGCAACAACUGCAACAAAAUCAUAUUCAACGUCAAUAUCAAACAGGAAUGGGUAUCGAAAUGAUAGAUGACGAAAAAAUCAGUUUAGGAGGUGAAAAUACAAAUUCGUACUCUGUUCUAUUUGACAAUUAUGGGAAUAACAAUUUGCAGCGGCAGACUAACGGCAUGCAGUCACCGCAAAUCGUAUUAUCACCUCAAAACCAACCAUAUAGCAACAGCAGUGCCCAGAACGAAACGCAAAAAAGUGGUGUUACGAACGCGAACGCGAAUGCUGAUGCUGCCACCAGUGCUAAAACAGCGGCCGCCAUGACCAAAGCCGAGAUUCGUUCCCAACGGAAACGAACCCGCGAAAAGCAGAGACGAGACGGAGUGAACCGUCAAUUCGCGGAACUCACCAAGGUGCUGAAGCGCCUCGAACUCGAGGAACGGGAAGAAGCGGAACGAAACGCUAGAAUAGCGGCCGGUGACAAUGACGCUCUUGCAUCGUCGUCGUCAUCGUCUCUCUACGGUGCUCGGCUUUCCUUUCUUUCACCAAACAACAGCGUGGAUUUGAUUAGCUGCGCAAUCGUGCACCUACAACACCUACACCGUGUCAUGAAGAGGCAGCAACGAGAAGUCGACGACCUUGCGGACGAAUUGAAAAAAGUCAGGGCAGCAGGAGAAUCUACCGCAGCGAAACUUAAGGAUGUGCUGUUCAAUUAUCGGCCGCCUCGACCAUCGUUAGGGUCGACGAAUCCAAGUUUCAAUUUAAGCGGGGCCGGCACCAGUAAUAGCACCCAAACGGGGAUGGACAGCAACAAAACAACCAAUACUGAAAACGUAAAUGUAGGUGGUACCAGUGGGAUCGGGAUUACAAACUUUGCUAACCAAGCAAUCAACCAAGCUCUACAACAAAAGGGGCAGCAGCAAUAUUCUCAAUAUCAACAACCAGUACGUAAAGAAAAACUGAGCAGAGAUAGUUUUGGUUAUUCAAUGGAUCCUAGCAAUGAACUAGGAGUCAUUUCUUCCGGAGAAUGUUUAUUGAUGCCUGUGUUGUGUCAUACCAUGUAUUGUACCAUUCCCUACAUUACUGUGAGUAAAGAUUGCGCCAAUCUCAAACAUUAAUUACGUUGCUCUCUUUAACACUUGCAGGUCAUGAUGAUGGUACCCAUGAUGAUGGGGGUAAAUGGAACCACCGUUCUUGGACAUAACGCAGCUAACGUGGCACAAAACACAACGAUGUAUCCAUCCGUAUCCAUGGGGGCUCAGUUUCCUUCUGUUCCUGUAGUCAACAACAACAACAACAACAGGAAUGGCAGUAGUAGCAAUACCACUACUACCGUCCCUCCCACUGCCCAAAGUCCAGCGACACCAGCAGCUCCGUCGUCACUAGGAGAUACACGAUUGUCUGCCCAGCCGUCCCAGAACCAGAACCCACCGCGAACAGCACAGCAGGUGCAAUCUCAACAGAAUUGUGCUUCGCUCCAAACUGCGUUACAGCAGCAACAGCAACCAACCCAUGUUGCGCCACCUUCUACCGAUAAUGGCACCGUCACAUAUAGCACUGCCAGCGGAACAACUCCGACGCUCGAGCAGCAACGGCAGCAGCAAGUUGUGCAGCAGCUCCGGCAGCAGUAUUUACAGCGCCAGAGCCAACCAAUCGUUCCGGAUUCACCCCUGCAGCAACAUCAACAACAACCUCAUCGGUUGAUUCCAGAGCGUACGCGACUAGGCUAUUCCACGGCUCCGGCUGUCUCCGAGACGAAGGACCAGCAAGAUCAAACCAAUACUCCUGUGGGGGGACCCUUCGCAGUCGCUCUCGCCGCGGCUUUGUCGAACAUGCGAAACGGUACACCGGUGGAUUCCUCCAGGCAGCAAGAGAAGCAAGAAGAAGAACAACAAGGAUCCCCAUUGAUAUCCAGGGGAGGCACAGCUCCCGGGGCACCGGUACCCGGAACAAGUGUGGCAUCGGCGUUUCUGCACGCCUCCCGAACGUUAGCGGCUGCUACUGGGGAGACACCAGCGCCCGUCCACUCGUCCAUCCAUGCGACCACUAAUUCGGAUCCCGGUUCCAAUUCCAAUACAACCCAACGCUUGAACUCAGAAUCUGCUGCUGCUACUGCACCAGAAAGUGUUCCGGUUAGCUCUAGUUCGACGAAUAACAAAUAGUAAAGUCCUUCGAAGGAAUAGCACAUCACAGAAUAGUACCCCGAUGCUUUGAUCAUAUUUCCAUGCAAUAUCAACACAGUACUUUUUUUGGCCGCAACAACCUCGUCGCAAUAACCAUUCUCUUCCAAA
Pseudo-nitzschia multistriata is the source of this 3260-nucleotide messenger RNA. NCBI's taxonomy places the organism in Eukaryota, Bacillariophyta, Bacillariophyceae, Bacillariales, Bacillariaceae. The record is from the annotation of a GenBank genome assembly.